Molecule: messenger RNA, 1844 nt
Organism: Ostrea edulis (European flat oyster)
Lineage: Eukaryota; Metazoa; Mollusca; Bivalvia; Ostreida; Ostreidae
Exons: 5
Coding region: 229-1797 (522 amino acids)
Source: RefSeq, a predicted model, not a curated record
AAACGGGGAGUACCGCUAGCUGACAGUGGCGCGCGAUAUCACUGGUCAUUUAAACUGAACAGAUUGUAAAGAAAAGAUUUACGAUCUAAAUAACCACCUUUCAUUUACUAUGUGUUAUGACAAUAUUGACUUCCAUUUAAAAGUUCAUCGUUUGAAUUUUGACUAGAUUUCAAGGAAUGCCGGUUGGGAAAGUCUUUGGAGACCAGAAAUGACACCAUUUUGAAAUGUAUGAAAAUGGAAUUAAAAGAUCAGAGAGGCUGCAUACAAAACACACAGGCUGUGAGAGUCAUCGACCACGUGUUGUCACUGUUGUGUUGUGGCAGGGGACACUCUUCUUUGACUAAUAUCAAAAUUCUCGGAGACCGUUUACAGCAGCACGGGUAUCUGCAGCGUGAAACAUGGGAGAAAAAACACCCGAUAACCAAGGACAAAAUUCUGCUGUUGAAUUGGAUCAAAGAACACAUUUCUCCGAAAACCUUCCAAGUAAAAGAAACGCUGCUCUGCUGUGUUCACGAUUUGAAGCUAUUGGAAGAUAAGGAUCUGUUAGAAAUUGAGAAUUUUGAAUUGAACCAAGCGAUGAAUAUUUUAUUCGACAUUCAACAUAGCAGCAGGGGAAUCGAAGAGCGUAAUUCUAGUCCACUACCCGCACACAUCAAACGGACGCACAAUUCACCACAGGUGUCUACAAAAACAUCCAAAACACCCGGCAAUCCCGGAACACAUAAAGAUAAAACGUCAACUAUUGAAGUUAAAAGAUAUUCAUCAGAGAAGGGGGAUUUAACACCGCAACCUAGGUCCCCGGCCACAGGAUCCCAAUCUAACGAUAAAAAAAUUAAUGGAAAAAUAUCGAAGAAUGGCACAUCUAACGAGACGGUACAACGUAAAAAACAGUUAGGCUCAUCCUCGCCAUGCUUGUCUAGGCCGGAGAGUACAAGUAGUACAGCAGUGUCUGAGAAGUCUUACUUACAUUUACACCGCGAAAAGAAAGCCCAUCAACAGCCGUCAGAAAGUGACCAUACAAGUCCGAGUGUAGCGCAUUCAAACACAACCUCCGAUACACAGACAACCCAUCAACAAACGGGGAAAAGAAGAUUGACAUCUAAGUUCAAAUUAGAGCACAUGGAAACUAUUCUAAAUCGCUUGAUGCUUCGCCCAUCUGAGGAUAAACGUAAAUUUAGUAAUAUCGUUGAUGUAUUAAGUCACGAUAUGCGAAAGAAAGGCAUGAAAAAUGUUCUCAUUCAAUAUCUGCAUGAAAAUCAACCCAAAUAUUCCCUAAAGCAUAUCGGGUUCAGCGACGGUGGGGAGUGGAGCCUGUUUCUGCGAACUGAAUGUCCAGACGCCUUGCUGGCUUACGCAGUCGCACAGCAGUACCAAGUGCUUUUGCAUGUUAUUUCCUUUGGAGUAGACAGCACAGAAGAGAUAAAGUUUUAUCCAUCUCCUCAUGUCCAGAAUGACGAAGAGAGGCAUGUAUACGUUGCCUAUCUUGCUGACGACAGUUUUCUACCUCUGCUUCCCAUGAAUGCAUCAGAUUUCCCGUCCCACGUAGCCAGUUCGUCGGAGUUCAGAAAAUGCUUAAACAAGAUAGAGGACUUGGAGAAAGAGAACAGAUUGCUGAGGACGAAGUUGCACGCCGUGGAGGUCGCGGAAGAUGAUGACGACCUUCCGGAAGAUCAAAAGGUGGCGCUCAGCAAUCAUGUGUCUCUUAGACUUCGGCGAAAUAGUAACAACAUGGAGAUUGACACACUUCGUCAGCAGUUGCAUCUGAUAAAGAUCAAAGCUGAACAUAAACGAAUAUAAUAGCUUUUUACUAAUGAAACAAUAAAUUCAUUGUUGUGGUUUCGAAA